Bombus pyrosoma is the source of this 3502-nucleotide messenger RNA. RefSeq names its product importin-9 (gene Ipo9). NCBI's taxonomy places the organism in Eukaryota, Metazoa, Arthropoda, Insecta, Hymenoptera, Apidae. The transcript has 15 exons. Gene Ontology annotation, molecular function: small GTPase binding. Gene Ontology annotation, cellular component: nuclear envelope; cytosol. The coding region runs from base 310 to 3402 and encodes 1030 amino acids. The record is from RefSeq and is a predicted model, not a curated record. Gene Ontology annotation, biological process: protein import into nucleus.
CAUCAUAUGGAUAUAUAUAUUUGUGACCUUUUAUACAAUAGUCGUAUAACUUCGUUCUGAGAAAUUUUUUCAUACAAUAAUAAAUAAGAUAGGACACGCGUGCACAAAUACAUUGAUGUUCGAUAUGUCGUUUUGUACUGUUAUAAUUCAAUCGCAGAAAUUAUUUUUGAGAGAUUAAGAUGAUCGGUAAUGUUAAGAAGCACUUGUACUAACAAUAGAACAAUAACAAUUUACCAAGGACAUGUGCUCAGAAGCAUUUAAGGAAUAAAAAAUAAGGAAGCAGAAAUUUUUACAAUAAGCACAAUUACGAUGGACGUUCAAGGUUCGCUGAGAGAAGCUUUGUAUGAAACCUUAAGUGGUAUUUUGUCUCCUCAUACAGAGACACGUCAAGCAGCAGAACAGAGAAUUCAAGCAUUAGAAGUGACAGAAGAAUUUGGUAUACAUUUAACGGAAUUUGUAGUAGAUCCAAAUGGGCAUUUACCUAUUAGACAGUUAGCUUCUGUAUUGUUAAAGCAAUAUGUUGAAACUCAUUGGUCUUCCGUGGCUGAGAAAUUUCGGCCUCCUGAAAUAAAGUAUGCAACAAAGGAAAGAAUCAAAGAAUUACUGCCAAUAGGACUCCGUGAAUCCAUUAGUAAGGUACGUGCAGCAGUAGCUUAUGCGAUAUCAGCGAUUGCACAUUGGGACUGGCCAGAAAAUUGGCCCGGUUUGUUUGAUAUACUUGUCAGUUGUUUAAGCGGGGAAAGCGAGUAUGCUGUUCACGGAGCCAUGAGGGUUUUAACAGAAUUUACUUCAGACCUUACCGAUAACCAGUUGCCUAAUGUGGGACCAGUAAUCCUUCAAGAAAUGUAUAGAAUAUUUCAAAGUGAAAAUCAAUAUUCUAUUAGAAUUCGUAGUCGUGCCGUUGAAAUUUUUACGACGAUUACGUCAUUAGUUGCUGUUACGGAACUGUUCCAAAAAGGAUUUGCGGAGCGAUAUUUACAGCCCGUUAUACCCAUGUUUUGUGAAAAAUUUGUGUACUGUUUACGACUGCCUGAUGGUUCAACUUGCGAUAGUGGUCUUAAAACUGAUGUUAUCAAAGCUAUAAAUUGCCUAGUUACCAGAUUACCUAAAUACAUCGCAACUUUUUUACCUCAAAUGCUACCACCCUUUUGGGAAACUUUAGUGCAAAGCGCGAAGCUUUAUCAGGAAGGAUCUGUAAAUGGCGAAGGAGAUACGAACGAGAAGGAAGUCGAUUCAGAUGGUGAAAUAAUUAAUUUUAAUAAUUUGAUCAUUGCCAUAUUCGAGUUUGUUCAUUCUAUUGUGGAUCGUAAACGAUUCUCAAAUCUUUUGGAUAGUUUCCUGCAAGAAGUAAUGUAUUAUUUAAUAAUUUUUAUGCAAAUAACUGACGAUCAAAUCGAAUUAUGGACUACUAGCCCCAACCAGUUUGUGGAGGAAGACGACGUACUGACUUACAACGUUCGUAUUUCAGCGCAAGAGCUUUUAACGGCUUUAGUAAAUUAUUCUGAGGAAAAAGCAGUGAAUGCACUUUGCGAGGUUGUAACGCGUCACAUCGAAGCAACAAGUAGAUUACAGACUGCAAAUAAUGGAAGCGGAAACAGUGAAACGUGUUGGAAAUUACGGGAAUCGUCUAUUUUAGCCUUAAGUAAAAUAAAAGAUGUCGUUGUGGAGAGGCAGAAAGCUGGAAUGCUUCAAUUCGAUAUUAUUAGAUUUUUAGAUACGAUCGUUUUAGCUACUUUAAAGGAUUCAGGUUCACCGCCGUUACUUCUUGGCCGUUGUUUGUGUAUUGGUGGCAAAUACGCUGAAAUAAUGCCACCAGAAAUGAGUUCACGUUUCCUAGAGGCAACUGUUAAUGGUUUACAGGAGAAUCAGCCUUCGUGUAUCCGCAUCAGUGCAGUAAAAGCUAUUUACUGGUUUUGCAAAGCUUCCGUGGCGGAGAAUAACAGUACUCUCGGCAAUAUUAUACGAUCGCAUUUGCCGAACAUAUUUCAAGGACUUUUCAAUCUAGCUAAUCAAACAUCCACGGAAAUUUUUACGCUAGUAAUGGAAACUUUUCAAGUGUUGGUUUCGUUGGACAAAGCAUUUACCGCUUCAGUGGAAAAUAAAAUUUGCCCCUUAACUAUCGCUGCAUUUUUGAAGUUCUAUAGCGAUCAUGAAAUUUUGGACCUGUGUCAAGACAUAUUCAAAAGUUUGACACAAAAUCCUGACUGUAUAGGACCAUUACAAACACGUUUGAUACCAACGUUAACCAGUAUGAUGGCCGUGUCGCCUAUGGAUAAAUUAAAAGACGAGAGAUGUCGGAACGUAGCUCUAGAUGUUUUACAAGUAUUGGUGCAGUACUCUCCUAAACCCUUGAGCAGCGCGUUAGUCGAAACUGCGUUUCCUGCUGCGUGCCACUGUAUUCUGAAUUCGGAAGACAACGAAACGUUGCAAAGUGGCGGGGAAGUGAUACGAGCUUACCUAGCGGUCGCGGCUCGGCAGGUGACGGUGCAUCGCGACAAUGACGGUCAAACAGGUUUACAAUACAUACUGCAGAUCAUUGCUCAGCUAUUGAACCCGCAGUCGAGCGAGUUUACAGCGACUUUUGUCGGACGAUUGGUGACGACGUUGAUUAGGAAAGCGGGGAACACAUUGGGCGAAAAUCUCGAUCUAUUGUUGAAGGCUGUGUUGAGCAAAAUGCAGCGAGCUCAGACGUUGACUGUGGUACAGAGUUUGCUCAUGGUAUACGCUCAUCUUAUAAACACAGAGUUUGACGCUGUCCUAAAUUUUCUGUCAACCGUACCCGGUCCGACAGGACAAAGCGCUCUCACUUUCGUGCUCUCCGAAUGGGUCACAAGGCAACACCUGUUUUUCGGUAAAUAUGACCGAAAGGUAGCAACGGUCGCGCUUUGCAAGAUAUUGGAGUACGGCGUUACUCACGACGAUAGUCGAUUGAACGAGAUCAUAGUCAGGGGAGACCAAAUAUUCCCAGGAAACGAAGAAGGCGUGAGGACUAGGAGUAAAGCCGAAUCACAGCCUUAUCAGUGGACCACUAUACCUGUUUUGGUGAAAAUAUUCAAGCUGAUAAUCAACGAGCUAUCGAACGACAUCGAAGCGGUCGCCGCUGGUCAUGAAACGGACGAUUCAUACAACGACGACGGCGACGAAGAUGAGGUCACCUACUUAGAUCCGGGCUACGAAAAUAUGAUAAUACUUGGAGAAACUAUGCCCGAAACUGAGGAAGACGAGGACGAUCCGGAUUUACUUCAAGAUUCCAUCUAUCACUUGAAUCUGAGUCAAUAUUUGCAAGACUUUCUAUUAAAUUUUUCGACUCACCAUUGUUUUCCGGUAUACAUUCAGCAUCUAAAUAUUCCGGAACGAAAGGUUUUAAGCAGUUUAAACAUCAACGCAUCGUUCAUGCAAUAGAUAGAUGGAUAAAUAAGAUGGUUAAAUAGAUGCAUGAAGAGAUACAUAUGUCGAUAAUGAGGAGUUUCGAAUUUCGUAAUAAAAUAUGUGAUUCUUCGUA